AUGGGUAAUGACGGUGGAAGUAUCCCGACCCGCCGCGAACUGGUUCGCGAAGCGGCCCGCGCCCCGACUACAGCGCAGAUCAAAGAAACCCAGCGCGAACAGCAGGAGCAUAGCUGGACCACCUGCCCGCUGUCGCAUAAGGCACUCGCGCGGCCGAUUGUCUCGGACAGCGUUGGAAAUCUAUACAAUAAAGACGCCGUGCUCCAAUUCUUGCUCCCUGGUGACGAUGGCGAGGGCAUCAGCUCCAAGUCCGACUGCGAAGAAGUUCUGUGCGGACGAGUGAAAGGUCUCCGUGACGUUGUCGAGCUACACUUUGAGGUUGACACCGAGCUCAGCGAGCACCCGUCCGACCAUGCCAAUGCGCACCGCCACCAGCGCCGUGAGGGCUGGAUCUGCCCGAUCACUGCGAAGCCGCUGGGUCCUGGCGUGAAGGCCGUCUAUCUUGUGCCGUGUGGCCAUGUCUUUGCCGAAGAGGCCAUCCGACAGCUCAAGGGAGACAAAUGCUUGCAGUGCAACGAGUCCUACUCCGAAGACAACAUCAUUCCCAUCCUCACAACUAAAGAAGCCGAUAAGGAGCGUCUCAUUGCCCGUGCCGCCAAACUCGCCGAACAAGGCCUCACCCACUCGCUCAAGAAAGCCCCCGGUUCUAAGAAGCGCAAGAAGCAAACCAUGGAGAGCUCAGCAGACGCAACUAACGGGACCACCGUGGCCACAGCUUCUGCAACCGCAGCCAAGUCAACUGCCUCUAGCAACGGUAUCAAGAACUCCGCGACAGCCUCGCUCACUGCACGUGUGCUGAAUGAGGAGAAUGAAAAGAAGAAGCGGCGAAAGAUGAUGGGUCUUAAUGACAAUCUUGAUAGUUUGUUCACGAAGGAUAAGAAGCAGGGUUCGAAGGGUGACUUUAUGACGCGCGGGUUCUCCAUUCCUGCUUCGGCGCGGAGAUAG
This is a messenger RNA of Penicillium canariense, 945 nucleotides long. Its product is annotated as replication termination factor 2. NCBI's taxonomy places the organism in Eukaryota, Fungi, Ascomycota, Eurotiomycetes, Eurotiales, Aspergillaceae. Gene Ontology annotation, biological process: mitotic DNA replication termination; site-specific DNA replication termination at RTS1 barrier. The transcript has 3 exons. The coding region runs from base 1 to 945 and encodes 314 amino acids. Gene Ontology annotation, cellular component: nucleus. The record is from RefSeq and is a predicted model, not a curated record.